This is a messenger RNA of Miniopterus natalensis, 909 nucleotides long. The record is from RefSeq and is a predicted model, not a curated record. NCBI's taxonomy places the organism in Eukaryota, Metazoa, Chordata, Mammalia, Chiroptera, Miniopteridae.
AUGGAUCGGCCACAUCGCUCCCCUUCAGCCUCUCUGGCUGCCCCGCAGCGCCCGGCACAGGCCGACCUCUUUGCUGCCUCAGGACCUUUGCACAUGCUGUUCCCUCGCCUGAGAGUCAGUGUUCCCAAGGCCGAGGCUUUCUGCACGGGUCCCGCCCGGUCGAAUCGGGAGCAAGCCCAGCUGAAGGCCCGCGUGGUGGACCGGGACACGGAGGCGUGGCAGCGGGACCCCGCCUUCUCGGGGCUGCAGAGGGUCGGGGGCGUGGACGUGUCCUUCGUGAAGGGCGACAGUGUGCGCGCCUGCGCCUCCCUGGUGGUGCUCAGCUACCCCGAGCUCCAGGUAGUGUAUGAGGACUGCCGCAUGGUUAGCCUGACAGCCCCCUACCUGUCGGGCUUCCUGGCCUUCCGAGAGGUGCCCUUCCUGGUGGACGCGGUGCGGCGGCUUCAGGAGAAGGAGCCCAGCCUCAUGCCCCAGGUCCUCCUUGUGGAUGGAAAUGGGGUGCUGCACCACCGAGGCUUCGGGGUGGCCUGCCACCUGGGCGUCCUCACAGACCUGCCCUGCAUCGGGGUGGCUAAGAAGCUGCUGCAGGUGGACGGGCUGGAGAACAAUACCCUGCACAAGGACAAGAUACGCCUCCUGUGUGCCAGAGGAGACACGUUUCCUCUGACGGGCAGCUCCGGGGCCGUCUUGGGCAUGGCCCUGAAGAGCCACGACCGCAGCAUCAAGCCCCUGUAUGUGUCCGUGGGCCACAAGAUAAGCCUGGAGGCGGCCGUGCGCCUGACCCACAGCUGCUGCAGGUUCCGGAUCCCGGAGCCCGUGCGCCAGGCCGACAUCCGCUCCCGAGACUAUAUUCGCAGGACCCUGGGCGGCCCUGUGCCCUCUGACCCGGGGCAGGAGAGGUGAGCAAGG